This is a messenger RNA of Notolabrus celidotus (New Zealand spotty), 2050 nucleotides long. It is a transcript of the gene man2b1, whose product is annotated as mannosidase, alpha, class 2B, member 1. Gene Ontology annotation, molecular function: alpha-mannosidase activity; carbohydrate binding. NCBI's taxonomy places the organism in Eukaryota, Metazoa, Chordata, Actinopteri, Labriformes, Labridae. The record is from RefSeq and is a predicted model, not a curated record. The transcript is spliced from 12 exons. Gene Ontology annotation, cellular component: lysosome. The annotation marks the transcript as partial. Gene Ontology annotation, biological process: mannose metabolic process.
UCUCUCUCUCUCUCUCUCUCUCUCUCUCUCUCUCAGUUCUCAGUCAAUGUGUACAACCCUCUCGCUCGCCCCGUCACAUGGCCGGUCAGGCUGCCGGUGAACGGAUCAUCGUACGCCGUAUCAGAUGCUAACGGGAAGUUUGUGAACUCUGAGGUUGUUGAGGUCUCUGAAGCCACGCGGGACGUGAGGAGAAACAGAGGCUUCGCCGUCAACGAGCUGGUGUUCCAGGUCCAGGCUCCUCCUCUGGGCUUCACCACCUACUCUGUGUCCCUGGUUGCUGACGGGCCUCCACCUGCCCGCUCACAGCAGUACACGCCCGCGGCCAUCCGGAACAAGUACUUAAGAGCGUCCUUUGACCCAGAGACCGGCCUCUUGAGCAGCCUCACCAACCUGGAGACCCAACAGAGCAUCGCACUGACUCAGAACUUCUACUGGUACAACGCCAGUGACGGGAACAACUCCGAAAGCAAUCAGCCUUCAGGCGCUUACAUCUUCAGACCCAACUCCUCCACACCUUUCAUCAUCAGCAGGACGGCGCGGACAGAGAGCAUUCUGACUCCCAUGGUUCAGGAGGUGAGGCAGUGGUUCUCUCCCUGGGUGUCUCAGGUGGUUCGUCUCUACAGCGACAGCCGAGCUCUGGAGCUGGAGUGGACCAUCGGACCUCUGCCCAUCGAUGACAACCUGGGGAAGGAGGUGAUCACUCGCCUCGACACCGACAUCCAGACCUCUGAGUAUUUCUACACGGACUCUAACGGCAGAGAGAUGCUGCAGAGGAAGAAAGAUUUCCGUCCGACCUGGAACCUGAAGCAGUCCGAGCCCAUCGCUGGAAACUACUACCCCAUCAACUCCCGAGCCUUCAUCAAGGAUGAUACGGACCAGCUCACUGUGGUGACAGAUCGCUCUCAGGGAGGAGGAAGCAUCCAGAACGGCUCCCUGGAGAUCAUGCUCCACCGUCGCCUCCUGUACGACGACGUCCGCGGUGUCGGCGAGCCUCUCAACGAGACCUCUGACAUCUUCCCCAAGGGUCUGGUGGUCCGAGGUCGUCUCCUGCUCUCCCUCGACCCCCCUCCCAGAGCCGCCGAUGCACACCGCCCCCUGGCCGAGGAGGUGGUACUGCAGCCGCUGCUGACGUUCACUGACGGAGAUCUGCACCCGAACACUAAACUGGAGUUCUCAGGUCUCCAGGCUGCGCUGCCCCCUGCUGUCCACCUGCUCACACUGACUCAGUGGGACAAAGACUCGGUCCUGCUGAGACUGGAGCAUCAGUUCCAGAGCUGGGAGAGCAAAGUGAACUCUGAGUCGGUCACCGUCAACCUGCAGAAGCUGUUUUCCACUCUGGAAGUUUUGGGCGUGUCUGAACUGAACCUCUCGGCCAAUCAGUGGAAAGAUGAGAUGAGACGUUUCUCCUGGACGCCUCAGUCAGGUGAGAGGCCUCUCCUGAAGACCUUCGAAGACCCCUCGCCGUGGGAGGUGACGCUGAAGCCGAUGGAGAUCCGAACCUUCCUGCUCAGAGUCAGCCUCCGAUAGCCAAUCACGUUCCUCCAGACGAAUCAGUAACGCAAUUCAAACCAAUCUCAUCUCCUUCUCCUGUUUGAUUGGAUCAAGUGAGGACACUUCUACAAGAUGACAGAAACACUGGGGUCAGGUGGCAUCACAGACGACCCAGAUCUAGCGUUUCCCACAAACAUCUGAAGACCACGUCUGUCCUACAUUGAGGCAGGAUCUUCAUGUUUUCUUUCUUGUGGUUGACCGAACAAGAAAAGAGAGAGAUACCAGCGACUCAGGAUGUCUGCACUAGUUCCUCCUUCAUCUACAGACUUUGUUAAAGCUGCCUUUUACUCUACGACUUUUAAAACUGACCCUGUAGCGUUUUACUGCCUUUAAACUGAAGGUGUUUUAUUUCUCUUCCAAUCACACUAGAAGUUAAACUGAUGCUGACUCGUACAAAGAGUCAAAUGACUGGAUUUGUGCCAAUAUGUGUAAAUAUUUUAGAAUGAUUUUAUACUGAUUAUCAAACAGCUGAUAAUAAAGUUUAUGAUUCUUAACUUUC